AUGGCCUGUACAGUGGUAGCAGUUGGAUUGACUGUUGCUACUGCAGGAUUUGCAGAGCAUUAUGUUUUGCAAGCCAUAAAACAAAUGGAGCCUCAAAUAAAACAAGUUUUUCAAAAUCUAUCAAAAUCUGCCUUCAGUGAUGGCUAUGAUAGAGAUGCAUUUGAACCCAAAAUGACAAAACAAGAAGCAGCAUUGAUACUAGACAUAAGCCUUACAGCCAAUAAAGGAAAAAUAGAAGAUGUUCAUUGAUGAAUUAUGCUUUUAAGUCACCCAGAAAAGGGAGGAUCUCCUUAUAUAGCAGCCAAAAUCACUGAAGCUAAAGAUUUACCCAAAGGCCAAGCUAAAAAAUGA
Molecule: messenger RNA, 351 nt
Organism: Canis lupus familiaris (dog)
Lineage: Eukaryota; Metazoa; Chordata; Mammalia; Carnivora; Canidae
Product: mitochondrial import inner membrane translocase subunit TIM14-like
Exons: 1
Biological process (GO): protein import into mitochondrial matrix
Cellular component (GO): PAM complex, Tim23 associated import motor
Molecular function (GO): ATPase activator activity
Source: RefSeq, a predicted model, not a curated record